CCGGUCGAUGUGAAAUCAUAAUCACCAAGCCUGCAAAGCUGCAUGCACUCCGUAUAUCGGAUUACUGUAUAUUACGAGUAUAUUCUGCAUAAUACGGUUUAUUUGGAAUAUUCAAAGCAUUAUCGCUUUUCCAAACUAAAACUGUCGAAAACAUUUACCUGGUUCUACUGUUAAUCCUUACAGAGAUCUAUUGUACAUUGAAAAUUCCCAGAACUUUCAGUACUAAAUAAAUCAUGCUCCGAUAUUGUGAAAUCUUUACCGGGCUUUUGGUGGUUUUUCUUCCUCUUGUCCUCGGAUCGCCCUUAUCAUACCCGGGAACAAGCUGGGUUUUGGCGCCCCGUGAGCAAGACGCCUAUAGCAUGCAGCAACAACAAAUGUACCCGUCCAUAAAUCAAUACAAUCCAAAUUUCAUUCCCCGUUACCCCGUCUCCAACCCUUCAUUCCCCAAUUUCAAUCAGCAGCCGCCAAAUUUUAAUCAACAACGCCCGCCCACGUUCGGUGGUCCGUACAACAACGUGGAUUUCGGCCGACGAUUUCCGGUGAUCCCCAGUCAGCAGUUUCCAGGACCGGGAUUUGUGUUCGUUGGACUGCCGGCCCAACCCAACCAGCCACCGAUCAAUGUGCCGGUCCCGCCAGUGCAUAACGGCAAUCCCGGUGCUGUCGAAGGUGGAGGUAGUGGCGAAUCACCAGCCGGGGGAAAUGGUAGCGGAUCGCAAGAAAACACCGUCAAUACCGGCAAGGACAGUGCUGGUGCAAAACAACAUGAAAAUAAUGGGGCGCUAUAAAGGAUCUGCCAUGCCAAACUGGGCAAUCAAUAUUAUUAUAGUUUUAUUUCCACUAUUGCAACAGAAUUACGAGCUACAAAGUUACAACUAUAAUUAAAAUUUCCAGAUAUGGUGACAUAAAGAAACGCUUUGAUUAUAAUCCCAAUCGGCCCUUUGAAUUGUUAUUUCGAUCAUCUUGCCCAGAAUUGUUAUUGACUUUGUCAACUAUAUUGUUUUCGUUAUUUUUGUUUGUUGAAUUGUCUUAGUUGUCUGUACCUAUAUAAUAAAAAUGCGUUAUGGUUUAUU
Paramacrobiotus metropolitanus is the source of this 1070-nucleotide messenger RNA. RefSeq lists its product as uncharacterized. The transcript is spliced from 2 exons. Lineage: Eukaryota; Metazoa; Tardigrada; Eutardigrada; Parachela; Macrobiotidae. Bases 234 to 785 code for a protein of 183 amino acids. The record is from RefSeq and is a predicted model, not a curated record.